Wyeomyia smithii (pitcher-plant mosquito) is the source of this 2870-nucleotide messenger RNA. It is a transcript of the gene scaf6, whose product is annotated as calcium homeostasis endoplasmic reticulum protein. Gene Ontology annotation, cellular component: perinuclear region of cytoplasm. Gene Ontology annotation, biological process: RNA processing; intracellular calcium ion homeostasis. NCBI's taxonomy places the organism in Eukaryota, Metazoa, Arthropoda, Insecta, Diptera, Culicidae. Bases 167 to 2737 code for a protein of 856 amino acids. Gene Ontology annotation, molecular function: RNA binding. The record is from RefSeq and is a predicted model, not a curated record. The transcript has 10 exons.
CUGUCAAACGAAUUUUCAAUGGCGUCUGCUUUUAGCAAUAUCGGCUUGUGUGCUAAUUUGAUACAAAAACGUGAAUUUUAUGAAAGUAAUCUGUUAAAGUGAUUAAUUUAAUGGUUGGUUAUAAUAAUCACCUCAUUUUUGGUUGCUAUUGGUUUUCCCUUAUACAAUGGAUGUACCAGCUCCACCAAAUGAUAUUGAAUUGAGAAACAUCAUUGACAAACUUGCGGAAUUUGUUGCCCGCAAUGGUCCAGAAUUUGAGUUAAUGACCAAAUCUAAACAAAAAGGAAAUGCUAAAUUUGCUUUCCUUCACGGCGGUGAAUACUACAACUACUAUCAAUACAAAGUGGCUACCAAGCAGCAGCAAAUUAUGCAACAACAGGGAGGCCACCCAUCUGCACUGAUGGGGCAGCAAAUGAAUAUAUUUGCUCAGCAACAGCAGCAAUCUCAACAACAAACUCAAAACAAUCAGAUGCCUCAAAUAUGGUCUAAUCCCCCACAACAACAACCGCAACCACAACAGCCAGUCAUAACUCCCCAAAUUGCUGCUCAAAUUGAAUCCAUCGCAGCACAACAAACCACAUUAAGGGAACAAAUUCGUCAGUCGGAGCUGAACCUUCAAGCCCAACACGGAGUGUUACUACAACAACAACAAGUCCAAAUCGAUGAAGCUGUAACACGGGCCCAGAAUGAUGCCUUGGUGAAACAGGCUGAUGAUCAUAAAAUUUCUUUAAGUGAAUUUGAUGCAAAGUUACAACCUAUCGUUGACUCUUGUACAAAGGACAGUAUAUCCAAUGGAAAAGGCUGGAUUUUACAGCAUUGUACCGAUUCGGGAAAAUGUCAAAUUAUUUCGCAGUAUCUUUUGAGAAAGGCGUUAAUAGCUGGAGUUUUAUUUGCGCAAAAAUUACAUCUGAUAUAUUUAGUUAAUGAUGUUAUUCAUCACUGCAUCCGAAAACGGACAGAUGAGCUAAAGAAAUGCUUGGAAAGUGCCGUGAUUCCAAUGUUUUGUAAUGCACAAAUCACUGCCGCUACUGAUGAACAACACGCCAAGCUCAGCAAGCUAUUGUCACUGUGGGAAUCCAAAGGAAACUUUUUCGACGCAUGCGUCAUCUCGAAAUUGAAAUCACCGCCAUCAUCCCUACAAGAGUACCAAAACUCGCUACUCACACAGUAUGCAGCCGUUGUGGCACAGAUUACCCAAAACACAAAAGUAACUUUUGAUAAUUACCAACAACAGCAUCAAGCGUUUGUACAACAUGCUACUCAACAACUAGCAUUACUCGAGAAGCAAAAGCAGCAAAUUGAGCAACAAGCAAUCAAAGCUGCAUUGGUAGCUCAGCAAAAACCCACUGGACCGAUCCCGCUGUUGCCAGAGCUAUCUGUCGCAGCGUCGAACAAUGGAAUUGGUUCAGUUAACAGUCUACUGUCGAAUAACCGUGUAGCUGAUCGUGAAGUAUCUAUUCCAUCGCUGUUGGAUCAAAGCAUCAACUUUAAUCUGCUAUCAGGGGCUAUACAAAAUUUGCAAAAUCUGAAUGUUCAAGGGCAGAAUAAUCGAAAUAAUGACGGUGGAACGAACAACCCGAUCGGGCCUGAUCGCAGUGGAAAUUAUACGCACUCUAAUGACUCAGGUGACGGUAAUAACAACAAUAGCAACAAUAAUGGCGACUAUUCGCAACCGCCACCAGGUUUUCCUAUCCCGGAUAUGUCAAGGCCACCACCUGGAAUGCAUGAUUUUAAUUAUGAUUCACGAGACAACGAACCAUUGGAUGAUGGAUGCAAUGAUUACGACGACAAUCCGGAUGACGAAGAAGAUCGUUGUGACAACGAUGAGCUGAACCAAAACCGCGAAGAUGUAGAUGAAGAGUUCAAAGAAGAAAAUCGGUCUCCCAGCCCGGAACAACUCACGCCGUCGAUACCAUAUUUUGAACUUCCAGCCGGUUUGAUGGUACCGCUAAUCCGUCUAGAAGAUUUCAACUAUCAUCCUUUAGAUCCAGAUCAGAUCCGUUUACCUCCGCCGGCACCUCCCAACGAGCGACUUCUGUCUGCAGUAGAAGCUUUUUAUGCCCCACCCAGUCAUGAAAGACCUCGCGACGGAGAAGGUUGGGAAAAGCUCGCACUGUAUGAAUAUUUUAAAGUUAAAAAUGCGUCUCGUAAACAGAAGGAGGAAGAGAUUGAAAGUGGAUUGCGCGAAAAAUCUCGUUCUCCUUCACCAAUCGAACCCACUUGGUUGAAAGCAACAAAAAAACUGAAAAAACGUGUCUACAGAUCACGCAGCCGUAGUAGAUCAAAGUCUAGAUCACGAGAUCGAUCACGUUCAAGAUCGCCUCGGCAUCGAAUGCGAUCUCGAUCACGGUCUAGAUCGAGAUCACGGUCACCUCGUCGAGGACACAAUAGAAGUCGCUCGCCUCGAAGAGAACGAGAGCGUUCUAGGGAGCGACGAUCACCUACUCCACCAAGCUUUGGCGGUAGUGGUUUUGGCAGUAGUUUUAUCAGUAAAAUGAAUCCCGCACCUGCUGUUGAAGCAAAAUUACCACCUAUGAUAAAACCUACAAUUGGUCCGGCUGCUGGAGGGAUGCUGCAAGGUAUUGUAUCUAAUGCUGUAAAUGAAGUGUGGGGUGGAAAUGACCGAGAAGGUUUAGGAUCUUUCACCGCGAGGAAUUCCGAUCCGUAUGAAAGUUUUCGCAAGAAUAAAGGAGCUGCUUUUAUAACACGUAUGAAGUCCCGAGCGGAUGAUAGAUAAGGGGAAAACUCAGGAGAAUGGCCGGCAUUCGUAAAAUGUCCCGAACUAGCAGUUAAAUAACUCAUGGUCGUGAUUGUAAAACAAUGACUCGGAUCAUAAAGCAUUUUAAUAAACAGCGAAGUAAAAAUAGCAA